GUGCUGUAGUAGUUUCCUGAUAGACGUAAUCGACAUUUCCACUGCUGUUAUCUUUUUUAUUAGCCCUAAUCCACUUUAAUGAAAAUUUAUUCACGAUCUGUUUUGGUGUUGGCACUGCUGCCUCCACUGCCCAUGCUUGUGUCCCACUGGCUGCUGGCAGCCUCUGACUGGAUCCACUCCACUCCUCCACCAGAAGCCAAUAGACACACCUGUACAGUGGAAGACGGCUUCCAACAGAGAGUGGGGCAGGUGUGCCCUUUAAGAGCAGGAGCAGCUGAGGCAAGGACAGCAUCCCAGUCUCCAUCCUCUGUGGAGGUUCUGCAGUUCCCAGGUGUGGUAGAAAAAAAGGGUGGUUGGUCAAAGCUUUCUGGUUUCCAUUCUCCUGCUUUCCACCUGGAAGUACGCUGCAAUGGUUGGUUGUUUUCAAAGGCCUAAAGCUGUCUGAGUAAGCCCUAUGAACAGCAGACCCAAUGGACAUCAAAGGCCAGUGUUGGACAGAUGAGGAGUCGGAUGGAGAAAACGAAUCAGAACAGUUCCUCUAUGGCAUUCAGUGUUGCUUGUUACAGGGGAGUUGUGCUGCUGAUCUGUACCGCCACCCUCAACUGGAUGCAGAUAUAGAGGCAGUAAAAGACAUCUACACUGACAGUGCUAUCUCUGUUAGGGAGUAUGGGACUAUUGAUGACGUGGACAUCGAUCUUCAUAUUAACAUUGGCUUCUUGGAUGAAGAGGUUGCGACAGCUUGGAAAGUUAUCAGAACAGAGCCUAUUAUUCUGAGACUGCGCUUCUCUCUUUCCCAGUAUCUCGACGGACCUGAGCCGUCAGUAGAAGUGUUCCAGCCCUCCAAUAAAGAAGGCUUUAGCCUGGGCCUGCAGCUCAAAAAGAUCCUGAGCACGUUCACCUCACAGCAGUGGAAGCACCUCAGUAAUGAGUUCCUCAAGGCACAGCAGGAGAAGAGGCACAGCUGGUUCAAAGCUGGGGGAACCAUCAAGAAGUUCCGUGCUGGGCUCAGCAUCUUCUCCCCCAUACCCAAAUCUCCAAGUUUUCCUCUGAUCCAGGACACAGUUUUAAAGGGGAAGCUUAGCGUCCCUGAGCUAAGGGUGACACGCUUGAUGAACCGGUCUAUCUCAUGUACCAUGAAGAACCCCAAAGGGGAGCUCUUCAGCUAUCCACCCAACAGCCAGACUGUGGCUGUCCCAGCGGCCAGGGCCCCAGCGCAGAUUACCACGAGGCAGCUGAUUGAAUUGUUUUUCUCAUCCCAGGCGGGCGGACACUGCAAGAACAUCCCUACCUUGGAGUACGGCUUCUUAGUGCAGAUCAUGAAAUAUUCAGAGCAGAGGAUCCCAACGCUCAACGAGUACUGUGUGGUUUGUGACGAACAGCACGUCUUUCAGAAUGGAUCCAUGCUGAAGCCUGCUGUUUGCACCAGGGAGCUUUGUGUGUUCUCCUUCUACACUCUGGGUGUGAUGUCUGGAGCAGCAGAGGAGGUGGCAACUGGAGCAGAGGUGGUGGAUCUACUUGUUGCUAUGUGUCGAGCUGCUCUGGAGUCCCCCCGUAAAAGCAUCAUCUUUGAACCCUACCCAUCUGUCGUUGACCCCAAUGACCCUAAGACUCUGGCAUUCAACCCAAAGAAGAAGAAUUAUGAAAGACUGCAGAAAGCACUGGACAGCGUCAUGUCCAUUCGGGAAAUGACCCAGGGCUCAUAUCUAGAGAUCAAGAAACAGAUGGACAAACUUGACCCUUUGGCCCAUCCCCUGCUUCAGUGGAUUAUUUCCAGUAACAGAUCUCAUAUUGUCAAGCUGCCUCUGAGUAGGCAACUGAAAUUCAUGCACACCUCCCACCAGUUCCUGCUGCUCAGCAGCCCCCCUGCCAAGGAGGCUCGUUUCCGCACUGCCAAGAAGCUCUACGGCAGCACCUUCGCCUUCCAUGGUUCCCAUAUAGAGAACUGGCACUCCGUUCUGAGAAAUGGACUAGUCAAUGCCUCUUAUACCAAACUGCAGCUGCAUGGGGCAGCGUAUGGAAAGGGCAUCUAUCUGAGCCCCAUCUCCAGCAUAUCUUUUGGAUACUCAGGAAUGGGGAAAGGACAGCACCGUAUGCCCACCAAAGAUGAACUGGUGCAGCGCUACAACCGCAUGAACACUAUACCACAGAGCCGCCCAAUACAAUCAAGAUUUCUUCAGAGUCGAAAUCUGAACUGCAUCGCUCUUUGUGAAGUGAUCACAUCCAAGGAUCUGCAGAAACAUGGCAACAUUUGGGUGUGUCCAGUUUCCGACCACGUCUGUACUCGCUUCUUUUUUGUGUAUGAAGAUGGUCAAGUAGGAGAUGCCAACAUCAACACCCAGGAGCCUAAGGUGCAGAAGGAGAUCAUGCGUGUGAUUGGGACCCAGAUCUACUCCAGCUAAUGGAAGUUCUCCAGGAGUCUCUCUGGUGGAGGCACACAGGCGGGCAGACGGUGAAUGUUUGGGUGAGCUGACCUCAGGCCUGUCACUGAUGGCUGAGGGAGCUCUCGAGCACAUUAUUUCUAAUGUUCCGUUUCCCCUAUCUCCUUAUUUCUCUCCUCUGAGUGUCACACGUUACAUUUUCACAGUUUAAAGUGGUAAAAGUUUGUCUCUUUUUUUCCCUUGCUGAAGUCAUUUAUAAAAACCAUAACCCACAGAUGAAGACAGAAGGAAGUUGUCCACACUUAUAAAACACUUUAAAGAGAUAACUUGGCUUUCUCCUUUUUACUGCACCCUUACUUAUCCUUCAGAAGAAUUAUCUCUAGUUAUCAUUUCUCUCUGUGAAUAUCCUCUGAAAACAUUUCCAAGUCAAAAUGACAUCCUUGGUCAGAGACAAGUGUUGGAUUUCCAUGUGUUAAGUUUGUCCUUAUAAUGUUUCUGCAAAGAAAUGAUCCUAUAUUUAUUUGUUUGAUAUUUCUUGACAUGUUGUCUUGGGGGGAAAGUGCUGCUUUAUGUUUUCUUGUUGGAGGUGUGGUUGAAGUCCAGUUAUAUACACUGUAGGCUCUUUGUUUUGGUGGAAUGAUGAAAUGUCCAGAAUCCUGCCAUUAGCAGUGUGAAAUUAAGAUAUUGAUGAUGCACUUUGAAAACUUUAUCCAGAAAGCAACCAGAUACAAACAAAUAGAUUAGCAUAAUGACAGAACUUGAGUGUGAAAAGGCAGAAACAAGGCUCAUGAAACUUAUUUUUAAAGGGCUGCUUUAACUGCCAAUACCACGAGAAUAACACACAAGUCUGACCCUCUUCUGUCCUUUCGGAUACUUUAAGUGAACUGAAAUGAUUUCAUCCAGAUUUUCUUGCCUCUACUGAGUUGAUUUUCAAUCUUCCUAACAUUUGUUUGUGUGUGAGCAUCUGAAUCCUAAAACUGAAGGCUAACUUUGUUUUUUUUUUUUUGUUUUUUUUUGAAGGGAGACAGUAAAAUGAUUUUUCUGUUCUCCUGCAUCAACUACUGUGCUCAUAAGCUUUCUGUUUUUAAUUCUUUGAAGGGGUGCAUGUGUGAAAGCUGGUUUGGUGUCUCUCUGCUGUUUAGUAGUUGACAUUUGAAAACUAAAUUAGACAAAAAGCUUAAACUGGGCAGGUUAAUCUAGUAGGUUCUCUACUUAAAUCCAUCAGCAUCCAAACACUAAAUUGUGUGCAUGUAAUGCAUAAUUUUUCUUUCUGAAAACAAAACAAAAAACUGUUGUUGGGUUUAAACUGGUGGCAUAUCUGUUGUUAAUGUUCACUGUUAAAAAUGACCAACAUAUUUGCUUGAUUGCCAUCAUUUCAGUAAAGCAAUCAUUUUCAUUUAAGUGAUCCUCCUUAAAACUUCCAUUAAAAGCCCAUCCAGAUUUAAGGCCCAGUCUCUUUUACUAGCCUGGUGUUGACACACAUUUUGAUAAAUAAAAGCAGGUCUCAAUUAGAGGCAUUAAGUGCUAAAAUAUGAGGUAUGGCAAUUAAAAAACAAGACUAAUGCUGUAAUACAAUUUAAUUGAACAUAAACAUUUGUCAAUGUCUUUUUGCUUCAAUACACUACCGCUUCUGCACCAACAUGUCAACAUGUUCCUUUGAGCACAGAUUUGAUCUUAGGAAAAAGGAAAAAGUCACUGACAAAGGUCGGUAGAUCAGGUAAAUAUGGAGUGUGAUCAAGCACUGAUUUAUUUUAGGGCCAGAAACUGCCUUACCAAGAGUGCAGUGUGAGCUGGCAGUUGACUUGAUGGAGAAUGAAACCAUUUUUCCACAAUCAUGAUUUCUUUCUUUAAACUUUUUCUCACAGUUUUUCUAGAACUUGUUUUUCAUAGUGUUGGUUCACCAUUGAUCCCUCUGAAACCCACUGCUCCAAAAUGAUACUCUUGAUGUCAAAGAAAACAAUCAACAUGGCCUUGAAUUUGGACUUGCUUUGUCGUGCUUUCUUCAUCCUUGGUGACGAUGAUGUUUCCAAUGCAUUGACUGACAUUUUGUCUCAGGAUCGUAUUGGAAGAUCCAAGUGUCAUUGCAUGUAAUUACUGAAAAUGUGGGUUUCUCUCACUUUGUUCCAAAAUGUGUCCACACAUUUGCUUGCGUUUUUCCUUCAGGGACAACUUCAGUGCACAUUUUUGUCAUGUUCAAGUUUUCAUGCAAAAUUUGCCAAACUUUAUCAAUGGAGGCCAUUUCUGCUGUCGUCCUUACACUGAGAUGUCCAACAUUUCAUAAGGUUUGUUCAAGUUGUUGAAUGUUUCCAGAAGUUUUUGAUGUGCUUGGGUGCCCAGAACGUUCAUCCAUUCAAACCUGUGCACUCGAUAUAGUGUUCCCCAUACACCUCAGUUAAUGUACAAAAAGAUUUGGCUGCUGUAUUGAUUGAUUCAACCAAAAAUGUCAGUUCAUAGCUAAACUUUUAAUCUAAUCAUUUCCCGAUGCCUCAGCAAAAACACAUGCACUUCAAUCCAUUGCUAGCAGUGAACUAAAGACGUCACUUACUGGAGACUCACAGUUGUGUGAAUACCAAACCGUUAAUAUAGAAAACUUGGUGUGACUGUGAACCACAUGGUUAUCCUUAUGAGUGCAGUCUCAUUAUUUAACAGCCAUACCUCGUAGGUUGAAGAACAAAAAAAAGCAGCAAGACACUAAAAUAAAUAUGAACUUCAACAUCUGUCCCAGAAAGACAGAAUAAUGCUAGAACAUUUAACUGCCGUGCAGCAGGUUGGCCUACUAACUUGCAUAGCAAGGUUAAAUUUGUGAUUACCUAAUUUGAUUUGUUAAUCAUUAACACAUUCUUUUUGGUGCAUCAUUACAAUCUUAUAGUCUUUUCCCCCUUUUCUUUGCACAAGUUUUGUUGAAAAAUAAUUACAGGUCCAUCUCAUAUUGAUGCUUCUCUCAAAUAAAGGCAGGGUUAUGUUAUAGACUGGCAUUAAUAAAAGCCUGGGCUAUUAAUUGAAGUUUUAUGGUUUCUCAACAUUUUCUUCACAAUUGUCAUUGGAUUUGCAAUUUACAAAACCUUCUGUACAGAAAAUUCAUGGGCAAUGCAACCAAUUUCUCAUCUGAUCCAGUCGAGGUGAACUCACAUCAAUCCUGCCCCUUCAAAGGACACUGGAUGUUAAAGAUCUGCACCUGUGUGGUUUCACCUUGAAGAAUGACAACCUUGUAUAGCUAAUCAAGUUUAUCAGCUAUUCAUGUACUGUAUGUAUGUACGUAUGUUUGUGUGGGUUUGUAUUUUCUUGACAUUAUACUAGACAUUGCACUUAUUCAAAGUUUGCCUAAGCUGGAGAAAUGGACUGUGCUCGGACCUGCAGUAGACAGGUACUGUUGGAAAAAAAAGGGGAGAAGUAUUUAUGGAGACAACAAGACUAUAAUAUUCAACAUCUUAACCAUGUCUGUACUGAGAUGGGCUUUCAAUAUCUCCUGGGACUAUAAAACGUGACUCCUGAAUGGACUCUGAGGCUCUGAAAGAAAUAAAAACUGUAAAUACGGACACUGGAGACCUGGUUGAAAUGUAUGGCCCAGAAAGACGUGGACAUGUACAGCUUACUCUUUGUGUUGCGGGACUGUGCUAAUAGCUGACGCCUGUUAUUUUAUUUUAUCUUUUGCCAAGAGAUUUGAGCUGCGAGUCUCUUCAAGAAUCUCUUUUCUGGCUGUCUGUGACUGAUGUUUUCAAAGAUGAUGUCAAUGACAAUGAUGGUGAUUACAAUGAAGAUGAUGAUGAUGAUGAUGAUGAAAAGCAAAAAUGCA
Cheilinus undulatus (humphead wrasse) is the source of this 6171-nucleotide messenger RNA. RefSeq names its product protein mono-ADP-ribosyltransferase PARP6. The transcript has 25 exons. Lineage: Eukaryota; Metazoa; Chordata; Actinopteri; Labriformes; Labridae. Gene Ontology annotation, biological process: endoplasmic reticulum unfolded protein response. Bases 471 to 2399 code for a protein of 642 amino acids. Gene Ontology annotation, cellular component: intracellular anatomical structure; nuclear envelope; endoplasmic reticulum tubular network. The record is from RefSeq and is a predicted model, not a curated record. Gene Ontology annotation, molecular function: protein serine/threonine kinase activator activity; kinase binding; NAD+ poly-ADP-ribosyltransferase activity.